Pseudopodoces humilis (Tibetan ground-tit) is the source of this 1975-nucleotide messenger RNA. RefSeq names its product beta-1,4-galactosyltransferase 1 (gene B4GALT1). Gene Ontology annotation, molecular function: beta-N-acetylglucosaminylglycopeptide beta-1,4-galactosyltransferase activity; cytoskeletal protein binding. Gene Ontology annotation, cellular component: Golgi apparatus. Gene Ontology annotation, biological process: protein N-linked glycosylation; carbohydrate metabolic process. The record is from RefSeq and is a predicted model, not a curated record. Lineage: Eukaryota; Metazoa; Chordata; Aves; Passeriformes; Paridae.
CCCCGUCGGCGGCGCGGCGCGGGGCGGGCGGCGCUCCCCGCCAGCGCAGCGGCAUGAAGGAGCCGUCGCUGCCCGGCACCUCGCUGCAGCGGGCCUGCCGCCUCCUCGUCGUCUUCUGUGCCCUCCACCUUUCGGCCACGCUGUUCUACUACCUGGCGGGCAGCGCGCUGGGGCCGCCGGGCAGCCCCGAGCCGCCGCCGCGCCGCCCGCCGCCCGCCAACCUCUCGCUGCCGCUCUCCCGCCCGUCGCCGCCCGCCGCCCGGGCCCGGCCCCCGCCCGCCGAGCCGCCGCCGCCGUCGGGCCCCUGCCCCGAGCCCUCCCCGCUGCUCGUUGGUGCACUACGUGUGGAGUUUUCCCAGCCUGUGAACCUGGAAGAAGUGGCAAGAAUAAACCCAGAGGUCAGAGCAGGGGGUCAUUUUACUCCGAAGGACUGUAUAGCACUUCAGAAAGUAGCAAUAAUCAUACCAUUCAGGAACCGAGAGGAGCACCUGAAGUACUGGCUCUACUACCUGCACCCAAUUCUCCAAAGGCAGCAACUGGAUUAUGGAGUAUAUGUUAUCAACCAGGAUGGAGAAGAAGAAUUUAACCGUGCUAAACUGCUGAAUAUUGGAUUUGCAGAGGCCUUGAAGGAGUAUGACUAUGAUUGCUUUGUGUUUAGUGAUGUAGACCUCAUCCCAAUGGAUGACAGGAACACCUACAAAUGUUACAGCCAGCCACGUCACCUCUCUGUAUCCAUGGAUAAAUUUGGAUUUCGGUUGCCUUACAAUCAGUAUUUUGGAGGUGUGUCUGCCCUGAGCAAAGAGCAGUUCACAAAGAUCAAUGGGUUCCCAAACAAUUACUGGGGCUGGGGUGGUGAAGAUGAUGACAUUUAUAACAGGCUGGUGUUUAAAGGCAUGGGGAUAUCCCGUCCGGAUGCGGUCAUUGGGAAGUGCAGAAUGAUCCGGCAUUCCCGGGACAGGAAGAACGAACCCAACCCCGAGAGGUUUGACCGAAUUGCUCACACACGGGAGACAAUGAAUUCUGACGGCUUAAAUACACUGUCCUACAAGGUGUUAAGAACUGACAAGUACCCUCUCUAUACAAAGAUCACAGUGGAUAUUGGCUCUCCCAAUAGCUAACAUCAGAGACACAACAGAGACUUGCCUAUAUUACCCAGGGUAUCUGGCCUCACUGAUGCAUUAUAUGUGCUGGUUUUAUAACAGUUGCAAUGAACCAAAAAGAAAAAAAAAAAAAAAAGGCCUCUUUUGGCAUGCCAAAGUGUCUCCAAAUUGGUUGGACAAGUGAUGUUUUUAAUUUUUUUUUUAAAUUUCAAACUUGACUUUAUACAACUUUCUAGCUCUCUGUUGUUUUGUAAGUCCAGAAGCUGUACAUACGAGUUGUAAAUAGUUACUUUGCCAGAAAAUGUUGAAUCUGAUGUAUUUGCUGCAGUACUCUCCAUGUUGAAUUAAUUGCUGGACUCAAAUUUUUCUGAUUAUGACUGUGAUGUAUCAACAAUUACUGCCCAUGAUAUUUGGUGUUCUGAGUGAGGUGCAUGCAGGCAUACGUUUUAAUUCAUUCCUGGUUUUACUUUAUGAAGGACUGUAAAAUGCUGCUAAAAUUGUCCAAGUUUACGCUUUGCAUUAGAUUUUUUUUUUUAAUGGAGACAGCAUAAUACAACUUUUUUCUCAAAGUGACCAAAACAAACAUCUCCUCUAUGUGCAGAGCAGGUGUUGAACAAUCAAGUCUGGAUUCAAUGAAUGUCGUUAUUUCUUUUAGUCUCAAAGGAGGCUUUGAGUGAGUUGAGACAGUUUGCCAGAAUCUGUGGGUAAGCUCCCUGCAUAGGGUGGGAGCUGCACAGAUGGGCUCUAAAAACUGCUGGCUUCAGAUAACCUUACUUCUGGAUAUGAUAGAGAUUAUUUCCUUCAGCACAACACCACCUGGGAUUUUUUUGGGGGGUAGAGGAGUUCAGAGAGGGGUGGAUUUUUGGUGUUGUUUC